ACAAGAAUGUGGUGACAUCAUCAUUAAGAUGAUGAUAAAACUAUAAGAUCGGAAGUGGAAGUACUUUGUUGUCGUCCUCUUCCUUCCUUCCACCAGUUACUGUUACACCCCAACUUUGACAUCAUCACCAUGGAACUCAAAUUCAUUCUUCUUCUUAUUAUUAAUCUAAUAAUGCUUCUCUCUUCGACCGUCACUGCUGAUCAAUAUGUUCGCCCUUUGCCAAGAAAAAACUUAAACAUUCCAUGGCCAUGGGAUUCUAAAUCCCAACCUUACCCUCAACAGGUACAUAUAUCUUUGGCAGGAGACAGACACAUGAGAAUUACAUGGAUAACUGAUGACAAACACUCACCUUCAUUUGUAGAAUAUGGAACAUUACCUGGUAGAUAUGAUUCAAUAUCUGAAGGAGAGUUCACCUCUUAUAAUUAUAUGUUAUAUAGCUCAGGAAAGAUACACCAUACUGUAAUUGGACCUUUGGAAUAUAAUACCAUGUAUUUUUAUCGAUGCGGCGGACAAGGUCCCGAGUUCAAGCUCAAAACUCCUCCAUCUAAAUUUCCAAUUACUUUUGCUGUGGCCGGCGAUCUUGGUCAAACUGGUUGGACUAAAUCAACAUUGGAUCACAUUGAUCAAUGUAAAUAUGAUGUUUACCUUCUUCCGGGUGAUCUUUCAUAUGCUGAUUGUAUGCAGCAUCUUUGGGACUCGUUUGGUAGGCUUGUGGAGCCGCUUGCUAGUGCGAGGCCGUGGAUGGUAACAGAAGGAAAUCAUGAAGAGGAAAAUAUACCAUUGUUAACCGAUGAAUUUGUAUCGUAUAAUUCUAGAUGGAAAAUGCCGUUUGAGGAAAGUGGAUCAACUUCAAAUCUCUAUUAUUCAUUUGAAGUUGCAGGUGUUCAUGUUAUCAUGCUAGGGUCUUAUGCAGAUUAUGAUAAGUACUCGGAGCAAUACAGAUGGCUAAAGGAAGAUCUGUCCAAGGUGGACAGGAAAAGGACACCUUGGCUGGUUGUGUUAUUUCACGUGCCGUGGUAUAAUAGUAACAAGGCUCACCAAGGUGCAGGGGAUGAUAUGAUGACAGUCAUGGAGCCAUUGCUGUAUGCUGCCAGUGUUGAUUUAGUUCUUGCUGGACAUGUUCAUGCUUAUGAACGUUCGAAACGUGUGUAUAAUGGAAGAUUGGAUCCUUGUGGCGCUGUCCAUAUAACUAUUGGUGAUGGUGGAAACCGAGAAGGCUUAGCUCAUAGGUACAUAAAUCCACAACCAAAGUGGUCAGAAUUUCGUGAAGCCAGUUUUGGUCAUGGUGAGCUGAAAAUUGUAAACUCAACUCAUGCCUUCUGGAGUUGGCAUAGGAAUGAUAAUGAUGAGUCAAUUAAGGCCGAUGGUAUCUGGAUAACCUCUUUGAUAAGCUCAGGAUGCGUUGAUAAGAACAAACAUGAGCUCAGGAGCAUGCUUAUGACACCCUAAGAGAUUCAUGUCAUGUCUGCUACAGGCAUUACUUAAGUGUCAUAAAAGCAAGUAAACUUGAGCAUUUCUGUACUACUUGUUUUUUUUGUAUAUAUACUCUAUGGACUUGGAAUUUUAUGUAAAUGGAGUGUAUGUAAAGCUGAUAAUUUCUUUGGAAUAGAAAUAUUGUUUGUUUUGUCUAAA
This is a messenger RNA of Medicago truncatula (barrel medic), 1632 nucleotides long. RefSeq names its product purple acid phosphatase 18. The coding region runs from base 130 to 1449 and encodes 439 amino acids. The record is from RefSeq and is a predicted model, not a curated record. Lineage: Eukaryota; Viridiplantae; Streptophyta; Magnoliopsida; Fabales; Fabaceae. The transcript has 5 exons. Gene Ontology annotation, molecular function: acid phosphatase activity; metal ion binding.